Molecule: messenger RNA, 588 nt
Organism: Eubalaena glacialis (North Atlantic right whale)
Lineage: Eukaryota; Metazoa; Chordata; Mammalia; Artiodactyla; Balaenidae
Gene: NRSN1
Product: neurensin 1
Exons: 2
Coding region: 1-588 (195 amino acids)
Biological process (GO): nervous system development
Cellular component (GO): neuron projection; neuronal cell body; transport vesicle
Source: RefSeq, a predicted model, not a curated record
AUGAGUUCUUGCAGCAACGUUUGUGGGUCCAAGCAGGCACAGGCUGCUACCGAGGGCGGGUACCAGCGCUAUGGAGUCCGGUCCUACCUGCACCAGUUUUAUGAGGACUGUACCACCUCGAUCUGGGAGUAUGAGGAUGAUUUCCAGAUCCAGAGAUCACCUAACAGGUGGAGCUCAGUAUUCUGGAAGGUUGGACUCAUCUCGGGCACAGUCUUCGUGAUUCUCGGAUUGACUGUCCUGGCAGUGGGCUUUCUUGUGCCCCCCAAAAUCGAAGCCUUUGGUGAGGCCAAUUUCGUGAUGGUAGACACACACGCUGUCCAGUUUAAUGGAGCCCUUGACAUGUGCAAGCUGGCGGGCGCCGUGCUCUUCUGCAUCGGGGGCACAUCCAUGGCAGGGUGCCUGCUGAUGUCGGUGUUCGCAAAAAGCUACUCCAAAGAAGAGAAAUUCCUUCAGCAAAAGUUUAAAGAGCGAAUCGCAGACAUCAAGGCCCACACCCAACCCAUUACAAGAGCUCCAGGCCCGGGAGAAACAAAGAUACCAGUCACUUUGUCCAGGGUUCAAAAUGUCCAGCCCAUAGCGGCAACCUGA